CUUUAAACCCCUCCGCUCAUUAAGCGCGAAAUACAGUUUUCUUGUGUCUUAUUCACUUUUUCCCUCAUGCCAGAACCGACCAAAGAACAAAUUCAGCUUGUCUUUAAAAAGCUAAAACAGAACCGAUAUAACAAGGUCUGUUUUGAUUGUAACUCCAAAAAUCCUACCUGGUCAUCAGUAUCUUUUGGCGUUUAUCUAUGUACCGAUUGUUCUUCUGCCCAUCGUAAUCUUGGUGUUCAUAUUAGUUUCGUCAGAUCGACUGUACUUGACUCAUGGUCCUGGGACCAGCUUCGGUUGAUGGCCGUGGGCGGCAACCAAGCAGCAAGUGAAUAUUUUUCAAAGCAUGCAGCACAGGGUAGCGCGGGUAACAGCAAGGAUGCCAAGGUCAAAUAUACCAGCCGUGCUGGACAGCAGUAUAAGAAACUGUUGGAAAAGCGUGCGGCUGAUGAUGCGGCAGCGCAUCCUACAACAGUUGUGAUUGAGAUGGAUACGCCCGUUACAGAAGAAACUGUAGCCGAUACUCCUGCAGGAGCAGCAGAAGCAUCUACAUCACCUGCUUCUUCAUCGGAACCAACAACUCCAGCAGCAGCAGGAUCGCCAGAAGGAUCGCCAGCAGUUACGACGCCACCACCACCCAAGGAAGAAUCUAAGACUGAUCUAGCAACCACCACAACAACGACGACGACAACUCCACCUGCUAAAUCACCCACGCCACGCUCAACGGCCACAGCACGCAGCACCCGAUCUGCUAUUGGUGCACGACGUGUAGGGGCCAAGGCAGGCAAAUUGGGUAUCAAAAAGGCACCGGUCAAUUUCAAUUUCGAAGAAGCAGAAGCACGCGCCAAGGAAGAAAGCGAGCGAAAGGCCAAGUUGGGAUAUGAAAGCGAUGAAAAAGACCAACAGGCGACGAGCACAGAUGGUGGCAGUGACAGUGUAUCACAAUCGCGAGGCAUCUCAUCUCGUUUGGCGUAUCAAGAUCCGAGCGAGCGUGCUGGUGAUGGUGGCAGUAACAACAAAAAACAAGACGAGGAGGAUGCAUAUGAAAAACUCGGUUUCGGCAUGACACGCAUGAAUAUGAACAGCACCGGAAAGAUGAGCGAUGCCGGUGGCAGCAGCAGUGAUAAUGCGAACAAGAGCUAUGAAGAAGAACCCGCACAAUCAGCUCGUGAUAAGUUUGGUAAUGCCAAGGCUAUAUCAUCCGACCAAUACUUUGGACGCAACGAUUACGAUCCAGCAAUUUCAGCUGAACAGCAAGGACGUCUAUCACAAUUCCAGAACUCGCGUGCAAUUUCAUCAGACCAGUAUUUCGGACGUGAGGAAGAGCUGGGAGGCCAUGGAAAUGGACCACAGUCGCCAACAGAGGACUGGACCGAUUUGCAGGAUCAGGCUGUCAAUAUGGCACGUAAGUUUGUCGCUCAAACGUCGGCAGAUCUGGACGCUGUGCGCGACUUGGCCGGAAAUGCCACCUCAAAGGUAUAAGCAGUGGGGAGCUUGAUCGUAUUGAAGGGAAAUACGAUCAUAGGACGAUAACAUGGCUAAAAUAAUAUUGCUCUAUAUAUUCAAUUAGCUUCAAGACAUGCUGCAGGAC
Messenger RNA from Zychaea mexicana, 1588 nucleotides. RefSeq lists its product as uncharacterized. Lineage: Eukaryota; Fungi; Mucoromycota; Mucoromycetes; Mucorales; Lichtheimiaceae. The record is from RefSeq and is a predicted model, not a curated record. Gene Ontology annotation, molecular function: GTPase activator activity. Bases 67 to 1479 code for a protein of 470 amino acids. The transcript is spliced from 4 exons. Gene Ontology annotation, biological process: COPI coating of Golgi vesicle.